Molecule: messenger RNA, 1111 nt
Organism: Sinocyclocheilus rhinocerous
Lineage: Eukaryota; Metazoa; Chordata; Actinopteri; Cypriniformes; Cyprinidae
Product: solute carrier family 25 member 44-like
Exons: 4
Coding region: 1-453 (150 amino acids)
Biological process (GO): branched-chain amino acid catabolic process; branched-chain amino acid transport
Cellular component (GO): mitochondrion
Molecular function (GO): branched-chain amino acid transmembrane transporter activity
Source: RefSeq, a predicted model, not a curated record
AUGGAAAGCAUUUACUCACGGCAGAUAUUUGCUGUGGAUGGCAUUCGUGGCUUCUAUCGAGGAUAUGUGGCGUCUCUUCUCACAUACAUCCCCAACAGUGCCGUUUGGUGGCCGUUUUACCACUUCUAUGCAGAACAGUUGUCUAAGAUGGCUCCCAGUAACUGCCCACAUCUAGUGCUGCAGGCAAUGGCUGGACCUCUGGCAGCUGCCACUGCCUCCACUGUCACCAACCCCAUGGAUAUCGUCAGGGCCCGGGUUCAGGUGGAGGGCAGGACAUCAGUCAUUGAGACCUUCAACCAGCUGAUCAGAGAGGAGGGAUUCUGGGGGAUGACCAAAGGCCUCUCUGCUCGCAUCAUAGCCUCAGCGCCCACAGCAAUAGUCAUGGUAGUCGGUUAUGAAACUCUCAAAAAGCUCAGCUUACGCCCAGAGCUGGUUGACUCCCGACACUGGUAAAAAAAAAAGAAACUUUACAGUGUCUGUCAUCUCCCCUAUGACUUCUUCACUCCACCUUAUUUUCCAUUUUUGCCUUUUAAAUCUCCACCCUUGUGAUGUUUCAGUGUGACAGUGCUGAUUGCUUUUGGGUGAUUAUGAAAUUAUAAUUUUUUUAUCUAAUAGUAACACUGCAGCUUUUGAGCUCUGUGUUACUGUCUGUCAAUGGGGGGAAAUGCUGCUCAGGUGUGUAAUCGGUGUAAGAGGCACAAAAGUUUUUCUUGAAUGAAUUUUUAAAAAGUAUGUGAUCUAACAGAUUGAAUGUUUUAGAAAAAGAGUAUUUUGUGACUAAUUUAUUGCUCGUUGUAUAAGUGGCAUUUUAAAUGUCUUCAGUCAAUGUUGAUUUUCUGUAGUAUAUAAACGAUAUUUCUUUUAAGAUUUCAUUUAGAGAACUCACUUUAUUGUACUGUCCCCACAAUGGCAUUUUAUCAGUAGUAGUAAAGUUUAUAUUGUACUUUAUUAAGUUUAUAUACUUAGGUCUUUUCAUGUGCACAGUGUUCACCUCUGAAUGUGCUUUUCGUUGUUUUUGUGGGGUGUUGGGAUUUUAAGUUGCCAAAGCUGAACGAAUAUUCAAGGAAAAUCUGUUGCGGAGACAAUGAAUGAUGAAAAAUCAAAACCGAUU